Messenger RNA from Pogona vitticeps (central bearded dragon), 2560 nucleotides. The record is from RefSeq and is a predicted model, not a curated record. NCBI's taxonomy places the organism in Eukaryota, Metazoa, Chordata, Lepidosauria, Squamata, Agamidae.
GUGUAUGGUACUGAAAUCCUUGGCAGUGUGACUUGCCUAAUUAGUUAUUCCUGCCUCACCCUUGUGUUCCAGCUCUAUGUCCGUCUGGUAUACCCUGUCCUUAGUAGCUUCAAGGAUGAUGAACCUCUGUGGUUGGGUGUAUGUUUCAUUGCAGAUUAGAAUAGCAACGGGGAGUGCACAGCGAUCAGGCUUAGUUGUGUCGUUUCCCCAGUCCACAGAACUUCAAUAAUAGCCUCGUCACCACCAUCAUCCUCUCACUGGAGAGAAGGAAAUAGGCUUAAUGUUUCAACGUUCAACUAAUGUAGCACCGUUACCUUUAAAUACUGUAUUCCGGUGAAGCUGGUGGUACGUUAGGUCAAUAACAGGAGAUUCUUCUUGUGCUGCAGCUUGAGAAGUGUAAGUCUGGCCCGCUGGCCACUCCUCUGAGAGAGAGGCCAGCUCCACAUGAAUUAGAUGGGAUUCGAGAUGCUAGGGAAAUGAUAUCCAAACCAGAAAUGGGGUAAUCGGCUGGAAAGAGUGCCAUCUUGUUUCAGAGGUUAGCCGAAGUUCUAGAAUCAAGUCAUGUCAGGGAUCUCAUUAUGGGAGGCGUUCUGGAACCCUUGAACCAAUCACACCCUUUUCCCAAGAGGAGGGUUAUGUGGAAGGCCCGGCAGCUCUUUCAGCUGCCUCCCCCCACCUUGAAAAAAUGGAUGAUGCCUCUGCUUCGGCGGGCUACUCCCACUGCCACAUGGAGAGGAAGAUGAGCGCCAUGGCUUGUACCGUCUUUAACGAACUCCGGCUGGAAGGGAAGCUCUGUGACGUGGUCAUCAAGGUCAACGGGUGUGAGUUCAAUGCUCACAAGAACAUCCUCUGUAGCUGCAGCUCCUAUUUUAGAGCCCUGUUUACCAGUAGCUGGAACAACUCGGAGAAAAGAGUCUAUAAUAUUCCCGGCAUUACCCCAGAUAUGAUGAAGCUCAUUAUUGAAUAUGCCUACACAAGGACAGUGCCUAUUACGGUAGACAACGUGGAGCGACUUCUCGUGGCGGCCGACCAGUUUAACGUGAUGGGCAUCGUCCGGGCUUGUUCCGACUUCAUGAAAUGCCAGCUGUGCCUGGAGAACUGCAUCGGGAUCUGCAAAUUCACGGAGUAUUACUACUGCUCCGAUCUGCGGCAGGCCGCCUACAUGUUCAUCCUGCACAACUUUGAGGAGAUGGUGAAGGCGUCUUCCGAAUUCCUGGAGCUCUCGGUCAAUGAGUUUAAAGACAUCAUUGAGAAGGACGAACUCAACGUGAAGCAGGAAGAUGCGGUCUUCGAGGCCAUCCUCAAGUGGAUUGGCCACGAUCCUCCAAACCGAAGGCAGCAUAUGGCCGUGCUGCUCCCUAAGGUCCGCCUGGCCUUGAUGCAUGCAGAAUAUUUUAUGAACAAUGUCAAAAUGCACGACUACGUGAAGGACAGCGAGGAGUGCAAGCCCAUCAUCAUUGAUGCCCUCAAAGCCAUGUAUGACCUGAACAUGAACGGCCCGUCAAGUUCCGACUUCACCAACCCGCUGACGAGACCCCGCCUGCCCUACGCCAUUCUGUUCGCCAUCGGCGGCUGGAGCGGAGGGAGCCCGACGAACGCCAUCGAAACGUACGAUGCCCGCGCGGACCGCUGGGUGAACGUCACGUGCCAGCAGGAGAGCCCGCGGGCCUACCACGGAGCCGCCUACUUGAAGGGCUACGUCUACAUCAUCGGGGGGUUUGACAGUGUGGACUACUUCAACAGCGUCAAGCGGUUCGAGCCCGUCAAAAAGACGUGGCACCAGGUGGCACCCAUGCACUCGAGGCGCUGCUACGUGAGCGUCACGGUCCUCGAUCACUUCAUCUACGCCAUGGGUGGCUUCGAUGGCUACGUGCGUCUCAACACGGCAGAAAGAUACGAGCCGGAGACCAACCAGUGGACCUUGAUAGCCCCUAUGCACGAACAACGGAGCGACGCAAGCGCCACAACUCUGUAUGGAAAGGUCUACAUCUGUGGUGGGUUCAACGGGAAUGAGUGCCUCUUCACCGCCGAAGUGUACGAUGCCAAGGUCGACCAGUGGAGCCUGAUCGCGCCCAUGAGGAGCAGGCGAAGCGGCAUCGGCGUCAUCGCUUACGGAGAACACGUCUAUGCAGUGGGUGGAUUUGACGGUGCUAACCGCCUCCGGAGCGCAGAAGCGUACAACCCGGUGGCCAACACCUGGCGGACGAUCCCGACCAUGUUCAACCCUCGGAGCAAUUUCGGCAUCGAAGUGGUGGACGACCUGCUCUUCGUGGUGGGCGGCUUCAACGGCUUCACCACGACCUUCAACGUCGAGUGUUACGAUGAGAAGACGGAUGAGUGGUACGACGCCCACGACAUGAGCAUCUACCGCAGUGCCCUGAGCUGCUGCGUGGUGCCCGGGCUGCCCAACGUCGGGGAGUACGCCGCCCGGCGAGACAACUACGUGGGCUCCUCCCAGAGGGACGAGGUCAAAUACUCCUCCUCCACCAGCACGCUCCCUGUGUGAAAAAAAGCUCACCUUGACUAAUAAAGCCCUCUAAGCAAGAACUCUUACACACAA